GCUGCAGCGACGUCUUAGCUAGCGCGCUAUCCUAGCCACACUUGUGUCGAUACUCACCGACGACUUUCCGUUUUCGUUGCGUGGCUUUAGCCCGGAAUUUCGGCUUCAAUCCCAAUGAUAUGACCCGGAAACAGGGGAAACAGGUAUCAUAGCGCUGGUAUAAAGGUAGGGCAAAUGAGACAGCGGGCUCCCAGCACUACACGGCGCCUUUGGUAACAAUGUUCAAAUUUGCUGCUCUCGCAUCUCUCGUCGCUCUUGUCCCUUUCGUUAGGGGACAAGCCCAGGAAUGGGGUCAAUGUGGCGGCAUUGGCUGGACUGGCCCUACAACUUGUGUGGCGGGCACGACUUGCACUGAACAGAACGCCUAUUACUCUCAAUGCUUGCCUGGUUCCGCGGCACCUUCUUCCAGUGCUCCGGCAUCAACUGUUGCUCCUACAUCGUCCCAAUCCUCACCUAGUGGCACAGCGACUAGCUCCGCACCCGCCGGCUCUUCAACUCCCAUUGCCGGUAAUCCUUUCGAGGGUUGCUCGAUGUACCUUAGCCCGUACUACGCAAAUGAAGUUUCGCAAGCCGUGGAGCAGAUUACUGACUCGACGCUCAAGUCCAAGGCUGCGUCUGUAGCAAACAUCCCAACCUUCAUCUGGCUUGACUCUGUGUCCAAGGUUCCAAGCCUUGACACGUACAUGGCAGAUGCUGCAACUCAGAGCGGCUGCACUAUCAUGCCGAUUGUUAUCUACGAUCUUCCCAACCGCGACUGUCACGCGAAGGCCUCCAAUGGCGAGUUCACGAUUGCUAACAACGGUGUUGCGAACUACGAGAACUACAUUGACCAGAUUGUGGCGAUCAUUAAGAAGUAUCCGUCCGUUAAGGUCGUUGCCGUCAUUGAACCAGACUCACUCGCGAACCUUGUCACGAACUUGUCUGACCCGAACUGCGCCAACGCAAAGGAUGCAUAUCUGGAAUGCACCAACUACGCUCUGCAGCAGCUCUCUGCAGUUGGUGUCAUUUCGUACCUUGAUGCUGGUCACGCAGGAUGGCUUGGCUGGCCCGCAAACCUGAGCCCUGCUGCUCAAUUGUUUGCUCAAAUUUACCAGACUGCCGGAAAGCCUGCAAAUCUCCGCGGUCUCGCCACCAACGUCGCAAACUACAACGCUCUUAGCGCUGUCACGCCCGAUCCGUGCACUCAGGGUGACCCUAACUACGAUGAGAUCCACUACAUCAAUGCACUUGCACCGAUGCUGCAAUCAGCUGGAUUCCCGGCUCACUUCAUCGUCGACCAGGGACGUUCUGGCCAGCAGAACCUGCGCCAACAGUGGGGUGACUGGUGCAACAUCAAGGGUGCCGGUUUCGGUACUCGUCCGACCACAAACACAGGCUCGUCUUUGAUUGACUCCAUUGUCUGGGUCAAACCUGGAGGUGAAUGCGAUGGGACCAGCAACAGCUCUGCCCCGCGAUAUGACUCGACUUGCUCUUUGCCCGAUGCAACUGUUCCGGCACCAGAGGCGGGAACAUGGUUCCAGGCCUACUUUGAAACGCUCGUCUCGCAGGCCAACCCGCCUCUGUAA
This is a messenger RNA of Fomitiporia mediterranea MF3/22, 1565 nucleotides long. Its product is annotated as cellulase CEL6B. The coding region runs from base 219 to 1565 and encodes 448 amino acids. Gene Ontology annotation, molecular function: cellulose binding; hydrolase activity, hydrolyzing O-glycosyl compounds. Gene Ontology annotation, cellular component: extracellular region. Lineage: Eukaryota; Fungi; Basidiomycota; Agaricomycetes; Hymenochaetales; Hymenochaetaceae. The transcript is spliced from 12 exons. Gene Ontology annotation, biological process: cellulose catabolic process. The record is from RefSeq and is a predicted model, not a curated record.